This is a messenger RNA of Peniophora sp. CBMAI 1063, 903 nucleotides long. The record is from the annotation of a GenBank genome assembly. NCBI's taxonomy places the organism in Eukaryota, Fungi, Basidiomycota, Agaricomycetes, Russulales, Peniophoraceae.
AUGAACGACAUGCCUUCCGCCGGAGCUCAAGAUAGUGCUCAUCUGAACCAGAUCGCAGACGAGGUCGCGAUUGCAUUCUCUGGCCUGUGGUUCCACGAGUUUGUCAUACAUCUGCAGUACGACUGGAGGCUGUUCAUGCAACCUGGCGCGGGACGUCCUUUCACGUCACACCUUGGAAAAUGGACAUAUCUGGCUUGUAGAAUAUGUCCUCUCGUGUUCAGCAUCUGUCUGUGUAUAUUCUCGUUUCCUGGACGACCACAUUGCCAGGCCCUGAUGAAGCUGGCCAUCGUGUCGGGAACCCUUGGGUUGACAUGUUCAUCUGCAUUGCUUUCCAUACGGGUUGCCGCUGUAUGGCUGUGGGACAAGCGUGUUGCAUGUAUUCUAGCGGGGAUAGAUCUAACCGUCUUGGCUUUUUUCGUCUAUUAUAUGGUCAAGGUCGAUUCGUCGUACGAUCCGAUGAUACAAAGCUGCAUUCUCAACGGAGUGCUUGACGAUCUGUUACCCUCCGUAGCGCUUCUCGCCGGUGAUUGCGUGGUUCUAGCCCUUCUAUUGACUGGUCUACAAAGAAAAUGGCGGGACGUCCGACACCUACGAUUGUGGAACGUGCUCUGGUCUCAGGGUUUGUUCUACCUUGUCAUUGCUGCGCUGGUUGAGGUACCGGUGGUGGUAUUGCUUUUCGUAGACUUGGAUCCGGGUGUGAAUGCGAUCAUUAUCGACUACGAAGUUUUCCUCUUGGCACUAUGCUCGACGCGCAUGUUUCGUUUCCUGAACGGAACACUGGGAGGCCGAGAAGGAGAGUCAGAGGUAUUCACCAAUGGUGCACCGCGUGGCAGGCUGGCCAUGCUGCAAGGCGAUAGCGUCCGCCUGGUCACCAUCCGAACCGAUAACAUGAGGCAAGAAUGA